This is a messenger RNA of Spea bombifrons (plains spadefoot toad), 3610 nucleotides long. It is a transcript of the gene RRBP1, whose product is annotated as ribosome binding protein 1. The transcript has 24 exons. Gene Ontology annotation, biological process: protein transport. Gene Ontology annotation, cellular component: endoplasmic reticulum membrane. NCBI's taxonomy places the organism in Eukaryota, Metazoa, Chordata, Amphibia, Anura, Pelobatidae. The coding region runs from base 189 to 3230 and encodes 1013 amino acids. The record is from RefSeq and is a predicted model, not a curated record.
CGAGUGGAAAGAAAAGUGCCACGACUCCAGAGAGUCAGCAGAGAGGCUGAACCGGCUCAGAGAGCGAGUCUGUGCCAGCAGGAUUCCGGCUCUACCGCAGCUCCCACCGUGUGAGCCUCUCCACAGCACCGACCGGGCAGCAUUUACCGUGAGCUUCCCUCUGCAGACAUCAAAGCAUUAAAAACAAAAUGGAUUUGUACGACCCUCAGACGAUAGGAGUAGUUGUGUUUGGCAGCUUCAUGGUUAUAUCUGCCAUUGGUAUUGUCCUUGUGUCCACUUUUUCCAUGAAGGAGACAUCUUAUGAAGAAGCAUUGGCCAAGCAACGCAAAGAGCAGGAGAAAGGUCUUCAACCCAAAACCGAUAAGAAAAAGAAAGAUAAAAUCAAUGAGAAGAAAGGAAAGUCCAAAAAGAAGGAUGAUAAACCAAAUGGUAAAUUACCCGAGCAUGAAACAUCUCAGGAUAUCGUUGAGCAGAAAAAAGCGGAAGUGCAGCCUGAGGUAGUAGUGGAGGAGAAGCCAGUACGUGAUGCGCCUAUAGCACCUGUUGUGGUUCCAGCUCCUGCUUCCGCUCCAGCACUGGCUCAAGCAUCAGCUCCAAUACCGUCUCCAGAAAAAGCAGCUUCUUCUCCUAAAGACAAAAAGAAGAAACAAGAAAAGAAGGUGCAGAAAGUUGAACCAUCCCAGAAUCCAGCAGUGGUUGUAGCACAGGCUCCGAUUUCUAAGGCUACAGUUUCCAAGACGGCUGCUUCUAAACCUGCUCCAGUUUUGGAAGUGUCUGCCAAAGAAGUCCCUGUGGUUGCUGUUCCUCCUGUGGGAUCAAAGCCAAGCCCACCUGUCACCAAUUCUAUCCCUCCUAAGAAGGCCGAAGCUGUUGUAAGCCAUGAAGAGUCCAAGAAUGACGCAGCUCCAAAGAAGAAGAAUGUAUCUAAGAAAAAAUCUGAGACAGUUGUUAACGAGCUGGAUAGCGCCAUUUACCUCCCCUACAAGACCCUGGUUUCUACUAUAAGCAGCAUGGUUUUCAGUGAAGGUGAAGCCCAGAGGCUCAUUGAAAUUCUAACUGAGAAGAAUGGUAUUAAGCAAGGAACCUGGCACACGGCUACCCAAAAAGGAGAUCCAGUUACUGCUCUAAAAAAGCAAUUGGAAGAGAAAGAAAAGCAAUUAUCAGCUGAACAAGAGGACGCUGCGGCUGCUAAAAAUAAACUGCGAGAGCUGAAUAAGGAACUUGCAGCCGAGAAGGCCAAAGUGGUUAGCGUGGAAGCAAAAUCAAAAGAGCAACUAUUGUCCAAAGACAAGGAGAUUACAGCUGUGCAGGCUCGUAUGCAGGCCAGUUACCAGGAUCACAUAAAAGAGGUCCAGCAGCUGCAAGGAAAGAUUCGAACUCUACAAGAAGAGAUUGAGAAUGGCCCCAAAGCCCAACUUGCUCGUCUGCAGCAGGAGAACUCUAUCCUAAGGGACGCACUUAAUCAAGCCACAAGCCAAACUGAGAGCAAGCAAAAUGCGGAGCUGGCCAAACUCCGCCAGGAGUGCAGCAAACUGACGAAGGAACUUGCUGAAAAGAAUGACUCCUUCCAGCAGGAAGAACAACGUAGAAAGAACCAGGAUAGUAAAGUAGCUGCUUAUGAGAAGCAGGUGUCACAGUUACAGACUUUACAACAGGAGAGUGAAGCUACGCUCCAGAAGAGAUUGGAUGAAGUGAACGAGGAGCUGCGGAAGUCUCAGAGCAGCUACAAAAACCUACUCUCCGAUUCAGAAAAGGCCAAGGAACAGCAGAAGAACUUUGCAGAUCUUCAGACCAAAUUGACGUCUUAUGAAGCCGAAGAUAAGCAGAAGUCAGAGGAGCUUGACAAGCUAAACAAAAAGCUUCAGGAAGUUACAGGUGAAAACGUCCAGCUUAACGAGAGGAUAAAAUCCAUUGAAGCUUUGCUGGAGGCUGGUCAGAGCAAAGAUACAGAAGCAGAGAAGCAGCAACAGGAAACUAAAUCGGCUGAAAUUGAACAACUACAGGACAGGCUUCAUAGAAGUGAUGCUCAGAUUUCCUCACUGGAGAAAGAAAUCACAGAAUUAAAAGAUGCAGUUGAGCAGCAGAAAAAUAAAAACAAUGAUUUACGAGAGAAGAAUUGGCAAGCCAUGGAGGCUUUAGGUCAGGCUGAGAAAACCUGGGAAGAAAAACUGAAUGCUGAGAAGAAAGUAAAGGAAGACACAGCGCAACAUCUCAGGGAAAUUCAGACACAGACAAAAGAAACAUUGCUGUCCUUAUUCCCUCAGGUCACAGUAGAAUCACAGCAGGCAUACAAUGAGUGGUUACAGGAAUUCAGGGAAAAAACCUCAGGCAUCCUAAGCCAGCAGUCUGAAAAAUCAUCAUCAUCUUCUGAAUUAUCAUUGAAACUGAAAGAAGCAGAAGAAGCACACACUACAUUACAAGCAGAAUGUGAGCAGUACAGAACCAUCCUUGCUGAGACGGAAGGAAUGCUCAAAGAUCUUCAAAAGAGUGUCGAGCAGGAAGAACAGGUGUGGAAAGCAAAGCUAACAGAAUCCGAGGAAGAACUCCGGAAGUCACAUAUCCAGGUGAAAUCUCUAGAAGUGGUUGUGGAAAAACUGAAGUUAGAUCUCCAAAGUACUGAUCAGUUGAAAGAAUGCAUCUCCCUCAUGGAGGCUCAGCUGGAAACCCAGAUGAAUUCAGCAAGCUCAGAAUGUCAGAACUACUCGAAGGAAGUAGAAAGUUUGCAGCAGCUUUUAUCUGAAUCACAGACGCAAUUGGAAUCUACGAAAGCGGAAGCGAGGAAGCAAAGCAACGAAUUGUCUCUGCUCCGGCAGCAGCUCCGUGAAAUGCAGAAUCACGUGCAAGAAAGAGAAGCUAUUGUGAUAGCAGAACAUCAAACUAAACAGAAGGUGGAAGUUCCGCAGUUAACACUUGAAGAGCAGAUUGCGGAGCAGAACAUUUCCUAUGAGCUGGAACAGAAAUCAGUCCUCAGUUUGCAACAAGAGCUGGAGAAGUUGAAAUCUGCAGGGGAAACUGCCUCCGGCGCAGAAGAAGCCCAGCAAUUAAAGGAAAGACUUGACAAGGAAAAAAAACUAACACGGGACUUAGGCCAAGCAGCUACCAAACUGCUACACCUUUUGAAGGCCUCCCAGGAACAACUAGCUAAGGAAAAAGAACAUAAUAAGCACCUGAAAGACAAACUUCAAACAACGGAGGAAGAAAAUGAUUCAAACAAGGGGACAUCGGUUUGAUACUAGGAAACUUGUUCUGCCAUUAUGCCUUAAACAUUCCUUUCUUGAGAUUAAAAUUAGUAAUAAUGUUAUAGUGAGCCAAAACACUUCUUAAGUACAAGAAUAAGAAGUAAAUUAAUAUACAUUUUUGCUAAUCUGAAAAACCUUACAUUCCAUUCAAAAAUCACUGACUGCAUCAGUAUGCCAAAUCCACAAACCUAUAUAUUCCGGACAGCAGAAGACAUGGAUGUUUUGAAAAAGGGAAAGACUUUAAACUUCAUACAGGAUCAGUGCAAUUAAUUCAGAGUCUGGGGCGAAACCAUCCAGUGAAUUCAAGCUUGAUAUAAAGUCAUGUGAAUGGAUGGUUAUCUAAAUGCCAAUAAAAUGUUGAUGUGGCCAAA